Daucus carota subsp. sativus is the source of this 1605-nucleotide messenger RNA. Its product is annotated as alkane hydroxylase MAH1-like. The transcript has a single exon. Gene Ontology annotation, molecular function: heme binding; iron ion binding; monooxygenase activity. The record is from RefSeq and is a predicted model, not a curated record. The coding region runs from base 1 to 1605 and encodes 534 amino acids. Lineage: Eukaryota; Viridiplantae; Streptophyta; Magnoliopsida; Apiales; Apiaceae.
AUGGCAAUAUCCCUUGAAGCCCUCAACUCAUAUUUACCAAUGUUUUUUGUAGCUACUUUCUGCUCUCUUCUUUUUAUCUAUCUUCACUUGAAAAAUACUAAGAAGCACCCUAGUUAUCCCACAAACUGGCCUUUUCUUGGUAUGAUGCCUGGCCUUAUAUCGAAUGCUCAUCGCAUGCAUGAGUAUGUAACCGAGGUUCUUCGUGAAUCAGGAGGAACUUUUGUUCUGAAAAAGCAUUCUUUUUCUGGUUCAGAUGACAUAAUCACUUGUGAUCCUGAUAAUAUCCAGUACAUUUUGAGCAGGAACUUCCAGAACUACCCGAAAGGUCCCAAGUUCAAUCAGAUAUUUGAGCUCCUUGGAGAGGGGAUAUUCAAUUCUGAUGCAGAUUUGUGGGAACUACAAAGAAAAACCACAAUGUUCCUGAUGAAUCAUUCAAAGUUCCGCGCAUUCUUGGAAAGAAUUAGUUGGGGGGAGGUGGAAGAAAGACUAAUACCAGUCUUGGACCGUGUAGCGGAUGAGAGUAAGGAGAUUGAUCUGGCUGAUUUACUUCAAAAGUUCACGUAUGAUACUAGCUGCAAAUUGAUCUUAGGCUAUGAUCCACACUGCCUUUCUAUCGACUCAGUGUAUCCUAAAGCUGGAGAAGCAUUUGAUGUUAAGGCUGAAAGAGCAUUUGAUAUUACUGAAACAGGGGCCUUUUAUAGACAUAUUCUGCCCAUAAGCUAUUGGAAGUUAAGUAGAUGGUUGCACAUAGGCUUAGAGAAGAAGAUGAAGAUAGCUUCAGACGAACUCAACAGUCUCGUGGCACAUUGCAUUGCAUUGAAACGCGAGGAACUGAGCAAAAGGUCAGCAAGUGAUGAUCUUGUCUCAGAGACACAGAGUGGGGAUGAUUUUGACCUGUUAACAAAUUUCAUGCAUGUGUACAAAGGAGUUAGUACACCUUCAGGUAACUUUGAGAAACUUUUGAAAGACACCGUAAUGAAUUUACUGUUUGCGGCUAGAGACACCACAAGUGCUACUCUCUCUUGGUUUUUCUGGCUCAUUGCAACUCAUCCAUCAGUAGGACUCAAGAUCCGAGAGGAGAUCAAGAGAAAUAUGGAUCUUACAAACACCGAGGAGGAUAAUAUCAAGCUAUUUGAUACAACUACCAUUGGUAAUCUUGUUUAUCUGCAUGGAGCCUUGUGUGAAGCCAUGAGGCUAUUCCCAGCAGUGCCUUUAAACCAUAAAGCUUCUUUCCAGCCCGAUGUUCUGCCAAGCGGCCACUCAAUUGGAAAAAACACAAGGAUACUAAUAUCAUUUUACUCAGUAGGGAGAAUGGAGAGCGUCUGGGGUGAAGAUUGUUUGGAGUUUAAGCCUGAGAGAUGGAUAUCAGAGCGAGGCAAGACGAAGCAUGUGCCAUCUUACAAAUUUGUGGCAUUUAAUUCCGGGCCAAGGACUUGUCUAGGCAAGGAAAUGUCAUUUGUGCAAACAAAAAUAAUUGCAGCCUCCAUCAUAUACCGAUAUCAAAUCAAUAUGGCAGAAGGUCAUCCACCAGUUUAUCCUAGGAAGUCGGUGGUGCUGCAAAUGAAACAUGGUUUGAAGGUGAAGGUUAAAAAAUCACCUGCUUGA